Molecule: messenger RNA, 2189 nt
Organism: Tilletiopsis washingtonensis
Lineage: Eukaryota; Fungi; Basidiomycota; Exobasidiomycetes; Entylomatales
Exons: 2
Coding region: 117-2135 (672 amino acids)
Biological process (GO): regulation of DNA-templated transcription
Cellular component (GO): nucleus
Molecular function (GO): transcription cis-regulatory region binding; zinc ion binding; DNA-binding transcription factor activity, RNA polymerase II-specific
Source: RefSeq, a predicted model, not a curated record
CCACCACCUCUUCGCACACCUCUCGCGCCGCAGAGCAGCUGCCCCCUCGGCCCGUAGAUCAAUGCAGCUCGGCGGGCAGGCCUGCUCGAGCGGCUCGCAGCGCCGCUGAUCGCACGAUGGCGCGCAUCGCCAGCGCGCCCGCCUCGAGCGCCUCGCCAGCGGCGUGUCUCGAGUGCCGCCUGAACAAGGUCAAGUGUCGCAGAUCCACAGCCGACGCAGCACAACCGUGCCAGCGCUGCGAGACGCACAGCUUCGAAUGCCGCUUCGAAGCGCCCCGCAAGCGCGGACGCAAGGCAGUCAGCAAGCUGGCCGCAGCGCCGGGCCCGACAGCGACGACGAGCGCCUCGACAGCGCCGUCUGCCUCUCCGCAUGCUACGAGCCCCUUUUCCGAGCAUGCCACUCAGACGACGGCGCCGCUUGGCGCCGAGGCGCCGGCUAUGCUGCGCGACGCUCUGCUGCGGCAGCACGUCUGGCACACGCUCAUGGCCGCGCCGCGCACCUCGACGUACACGUUUGUGUCCUCUGGCGACGCCGAUGUGUCUGACCUGCACUCUGCCGGGGCCGCGCGAUCACGCUCCGGGCAGCCUGGUGGCGUGACGCUCCGCCAGCUGCUGCACAGCCCCGAGGCGGGCGCACAGCCCAGCGGCCGCGAUCGCACCCUCGCGGGCCUGCCCGCCAUGAUCGACCUGCUGGCACCACGAGACCCCCGCCUGGCCUGUACGAUUGCCGAUGCUCAGGUCGACGAGCUGCUCGCGUACUUCGACGAGCACCUGAAGCCUUGGCUCGGCGUCAUGGACGGUGAAGGCUGGGCACUGCCGGACCUGGCGUCCAGGCCCUUUCUGCUGUGCACGGUGCUCUACGUCGCGGCACGCUACCGUCCGUCGCUCGCUUUCUCAGACUGGAAAGCCAGGCUCGCGGCGCACACCCGCACGCUGGCGGUGCUCGCGUUCGCAGAGGCGCAGUGCUCCCUCGAUGUCGUCCUUGCGUUCCUGCUUCUGACCGUCUGGAAGUCGCCGGACGACGACUUCUCCGAGCUGUAUCUGGGCUACGCCGAUCGUAUCGCGGCGCUGCACGGCGGUGUCACUUUUGCCUCUGCCAAGCGUGGCGAUGCAUUGCACGCGCAGGCGAGCAGACGCGACGAGAGGAUCCUGCUCUUCAAUCAUGUGCAGCAGAACGUCUACGUCUUGCAUCACUGCCCGCCGGGGCGCCAGGCCGGCGUCGGCGAUGCUGCUCUGGGCCUGCACCUCUCUGCCUGGGCACGCAGCCCAGAUGUCCAGGCGUGCGACUGGUUUCUCGCCUGCGAUGCGGCCAGCACGGAGCUGCAACUGCGGUACCGCACGGCGCUGGACCAGCUGGAGCGCUCCGACACGCACCUCGGCUCUGCCGCCCAGACGUCGCUGCUCGCGCGCUUCGUCGGAGACCUCGAGGCGUGGGAGGCGCAGUGGACGUUCGAGUCUCGGCUCGCGUCGUGGCAGAGCCACGCCGCCGCGAACUGCCGCACAGUUGGGCUGUUCCUCUUUCGCAACAGCGUCAAGAUGCAGGUGUGCGCCGUCGCGCUGAAGAGUGCACUGCGAGCCGCGCUCCAGGCGGCAGCCGUCGACAACAACAAGCGCGUCUCGCUGGCCUCUGCCGAUGCCGUGGAGCGCACCUUCCGCCUCUGCCUCGACGGCGCGCUCGGCGUCCUCGCGCAGAUGCCGCUACUCUCGGCCACCGAGCUGGCGCACAUUCCAGACUCGCUCGUCGUCCUGGCUGCGCAUGCCGCGCUGCUCGUCAUCUACCUGCACCUCUUGCCUGCAGCGCUCGCGGAUGCCGGCUACGAGGGAUUGACGUUCGCUUCGAUCUCCAACCUGGCCGCGCCGCAGAGCAUGGGCAGCAUUCGCGCCGCCGCGGCCGCCAUGAGCGCGGCCGCCUCUGCGCUGCCGGCCUCGGCUGCCGAGAACGCGGUGCAUCUGAGUGCCCGCUACCUCGACGCGCUGUGCCGCCUCGUGGAGCCGACGCGCGAGGCAAGCGCCGCAGACGCGCUCGUCGCCAUUGGCGAGCAGACGCUGCUCGACGGCGACAUGGCCACGGACGAGCUCGGCUGGGACUGGCUGCAGGCGUUCCUGGCUGCUCCGGGCGCCGGCUUCGCGGCAUGAUGUACAUUAUCCUCCCACUUCUCCGUCAAUCGAUCCUCAAGCAGAGUCGUGCAG